Molecule: messenger RNA, 2073 nt
Organism: Brassica napus (rape)
Lineage: Eukaryota; Viridiplantae; Streptophyta; Magnoliopsida; Brassicales; Brassicaceae
Exons: 2
Coding region: 1502-1987 (161 amino acids)
Source: RefSeq, a predicted model, not a curated record
CUGUCCAUAGUGAAGUGUUAACUACACUGAGACAUGUCUUUUGUAUUCAAAUUUACGAGCUUUCUUAAUAUAACUUAUUCAGUUUAUUGAUCACUUUUGUUUUUGGAAUUGAUUACACAUGGAAAAAGGUUGGUAGGGGUACAGAAUUGUUGAAGAUAUAAGAUUUGAUUGAACAACUUAAUGCUAAAACUGUAGCCGUUUCACCAUUCUCGUAUGAUGUUAAGAGGGAAGACGUGGAAGCCUUCUUUAGUCAGUAUGGAAAGGUAAUCCGCUACUGAAAUAUUUUUUCAAUUUUAUGUUUGGAGUAUAGUUAGAAUGACUGGUUAUACAUGUGUAUGAGAUAUGUAUGUUUUUUCUUUUCAGGUUAAUAGUGUGAGGAUGCCUCGUCAUGUAGCAGAGACGAGAGUGCUUUUUAAUGUUGCCUUGGUUCCCUACUGAAGAGGAUGCCCAAAAUGUUAUGAAGCAAAGUUAGGUCUUUGCUGGUCUCGAGUUGGAUAUGAAAUCAAAGUAAUCCUACUUGCUCAGCUGUCUGACUUGGGUAUGUAUUGAAGUGAGACAUGAGCUUAUGCAACAAGAGGAGGCAUUGGCAGUUCGAAACUGUGUAUGUUAGUUCUAUAUGUUGUUAAAACUUUGAUGUCAUGUAAGACUUGUUUUAGUUAAUGUAAUAGUUUUUUUAUGUAUUUUAGAUCAUUUAAGCAAUCUGUUACAAAAAGAAAAGAAAGAUAAUUUAUGCAAUAAAAAAUGGAUUUUAAUAUAUGUAUUUUUUAAAAAAAUUAUGUACCUUUAGAUUGAAAAAUAUUCGUAUUUUAAUUUAUUUUUGAGUGCAAAAUUAAAGGAUAAAAUGAUAAUUAGAGUUUCGUUAUACGGAUUUUGGUUUACUUCUAACCCUGAACUUAACCCAAACUAACCCUAAACUCUAAAUACAAAAUCUAAAUUUUGAACUUAAUCUUUAAUCAAAUCUACUUAUAUGGUAAAUCAUUUAUUUUAAAUUGAAUACUAUAAGUUUAAUUAAAUAAAUGUUUUCAUAUAGUUAUAAAUCAUAAUUACCACAAAUUAUGUUUAGUUUAGAUGGUCAAUGUACAAAUUGAUGUCCAAAUCUUAACCCUAAACCAUUAACUUAAACUCUAACCCACUAAACACGAAACUUAAACACUAACACUAACUUAAUCUGUAAACUAAAAUCUAAAUGUUUUGAAAAUUAACCUAUACAUUUUUUAUUAUUUAACUUCAAACAUUAAAAACAGUAUAUAACACAGGAAAAUAAAUACAAAUAAAAAAAUCUCACUGCAUAAAUACUGUUCAUUAGAUCAGUCUCAAUCUAAUGGACCAAAUCCCUUCCUUCUUAUUUUUUAUCUCUUGUUUUUCAUUGGAUGAUGAAAUGUUGGUGUCGAUAACCAAGUUUCAAUUGGAACCGUUGAUUAAAUAUAAUCCAAGGGACGUAAACAUUUUUAAUGGUUUUCACUCUCCUUUUAGCCGCAGGUCGCGCGACACGUAAACGAACAUGGCCUCUAUCUCUGCUCCUCUCCUCUUCUAUUUGCUCAAAUCACGAAAUCUUCUAGAUCCUAAUAUUCUUCUCGUCUAUGAAACCCCUCUGCUUCUCCAACCACCAUUGAUUGAAGCUUCACCACCACUCUUUUUGAAACCGUCACUCGUCGUCACCACCAUCGCCGUCCGACACCACCACCACCACGACCACAACGGGUUGGAAGAGGCAUGGCGUGCUUCCAUGGAGAUUGAAGACAUGUGUAAUGGUCAUCUCUUUCUCGAGCUUGCCCCUGUCAUCAACGGUCUCGAGCAGAGUGGUCCUGAGCAGAGGAGACGUCUCAUCCCUUCGGUCUCGAGCUUGCCCCUGUCAUCACCGGUAUCGAACUCGUCUCGGUCGUCAUCAAUGGUGCCGGAGAUGAGACAGAAUGGAGGAAGACAUCGGGAAGAAAGAGGCAAAGGAGGAGGGAGGCGGCACAGAGAGAUUAGGUUUAGAGUUAAUUAGGGUCUGGUUAAUUAGGUUUAGAUUUUGGUUAAUUAGUUUUUGGUUUAGUGUGUUUUGGUUUACUUAUUUUUUUAAAAAUUUCUGGU